ACAUACAAGCCUUUCCUCUCAUUUGCCUACCCAUUCCCCAAGAAUUAUUUCACUUUACAGUACAGUGGGAGUCUCUCACACAGUCUCAACACUCUGCUACACUAAAUCCGAAGGAGCAUCUUUAGGGCUAGAAUUUACCAGCAGAUGGGAAUGGAACUUACCAAAGCGCUCCUCUCGCGGCUAACACCCAGAACGGAAUAUUUGUUACUUUCUCAGCCUCACUACCACUGGCGGCGCGGAGCCGGAGCCGGCGGCGGGGCGAAGCACGGCCCGCCCCGCGGGCGCCGGGCGCGCGUCAUCAGCGUGCGCCGGAGAGGCGGCGAGGCCGGCGGAGCUGCGGGAGCGGCGGGCGGCUCGUCCGGGUGUUCUCUCCGCUGCUGGGCGGUGCUGGUGCGGCCGUGGUGGGCAGGGAAGGGCCGGGACCAGGCUCGUGGGCUUCGCUUCUGCGUGCCAGACCCGCGGGACGGAGAACAUGGAUUCACAGAAGGAUGUUCAGCCUCCAAAGCAGCAGCCAAUGAUUUACAUUUGUGGAGAAUGUCAUACAGAAAAUGAAAUAAAGGCAAGAGAUCCUAUCAGGUGCAGAGAAUGUGGCUACAGAAUAAUGUACAAGAAAAGGACAAAAAGAUUGGUAGUUUUUGAUGCUCGAUGAUGUCUGCUGAAGAUAGUGACUUCAUGAUACAAUCUUUCUGAUAACUUUGUUCUGUAAAACUGUUUGUGUGUAAAUGCACGCUCUUAUUUGUGUUUUAAGAGAUUGAAAUAUUAAAGUUCAUUAUAAAACUAAA
Molecule: messenger RNA, 782 nt
Organism: Zonotrichia leucophrys gambelii
Lineage: Eukaryota; Metazoa; Chordata; Aves; Passeriformes; Passerellidae
Gene: POLR2K
Product: RNA polymerase II, I and III subunit K
Exons: 5
Coding region: 473-649 (58 amino acids)
Biological process (GO): DNA-templated transcription
Cellular component (GO): RNA polymerase II, core complex; RNA polymerase III complex; RNA polymerase I complex
Molecular function (GO): zinc ion binding; DNA binding
Source: RefSeq, a predicted model, not a curated record